AAUUUCCCAACUAUCUAGUUAAUAGGUCCGGUUUUGAAACUAAUUGGGUUAGUAACAUCUCGAGUUUAUGACAGUCGAUUUUGGGCUUUGUAAAUCGACUCUCAUAGAGUCGGUUUUGGUUGUCCGUGACGAUCUGAUGUGGCGUACUGCCAGGUGGCAGCCAUCUGAAAAUCGACCAUCAGAAAGUCGAUUUCCAUGUGGAAACCGAGUGUGUGAAGGUCGAUUUCCAUGUGGAAACCGAGUGUGUGAAGGUCGAUUUCUAAUAGGAUAUAUUUGAAUUUAACGCUCUCUCUCAGUCACCCACCCACUCACUCUCCCUCAUCAGUCAAACGCCUCUACAGACGGACACUCUCGCUCACCCUCACUCACCCUCUCCUUCUCUCACUCUCUCAGCGUCACCGUCGCCGACGGCAGCCCCAACCCAGUCACCCACCCACCCACUCACUCUCCCUCAUCAGUCAAACGCCUCACUCACGCUCUCAGCAAACCGAUCGACACUCUCGCUCACCCUCUCCUCCUCUCACUCUCUCAGCGUCACCGUCGCCGACGCCGGCCCCAACCCACUCACCGACCCAGUCUCAGUCACUCUGUCGCUCACCUACGCGGUAUCUGAAACAAAAGUAUGGCUGCUGCAAAUGCUGGACAGAUUAACCAUGCGCAGCCUGGCCCCAUUGACAGGUCAGUGUUGACGUUGCAGCCCAACCAUCGAUCAGAAGCCAUUUGGAAUGGGCAGGAUCCAGGGUCCCUUAAAUGUCGUGCCCGUAGUGAAGAGUUCUCGAAUCGAGAGCCAAUGGUGGACGAUCGAGUCAUUGAUAUCAUUAAGGCACUUGGUUUGGAGGGACUUCUCAGGACUCCGGGUAGAGAGAUUGAUCAUGGCCUGAUAAUGGCCUUAGUGGAGCGAUGGCGGCCCGAGACUCACACAUUCCACAUGCCGCAUGGUGAGGUCACCAUCACACUGCAGGAUGUGGAGGUUCUUCUUGGACUUCCUGUUGAUGGUGACGCUGUAACAGGGAGCACACAAAAAGAAUGGGAGAAUGUGUGUGAUGAGUACCUUGGCUUUCGACCUACCAAUGAAGACCAUCUGGAAUGUGCUGGCCAAAGGAUUCUCAUCAAACGGCUUUUGGAGCAAGUUGCCCAUCCACUGCCGCCUAAUGCUGAAGACGAUGAAGUGCAUAGGUACGCACGAUGCUACAUCCUAGCGCUAUUGGGGGACACAAUCUUCAUGGACAAAUCCGGUGAUAGGGUGCAUCUAAUGUGGGUGCAGCAGUUGGAAGACCUUCGCAACCCACGAAGGUAUAGUUGGGGAAGUGCUUGCCUUGCAUGGUUGUACCGACAAUUAUGCAGGGCAAGCGAUAAGAAAGCUAGUCAGAUUGGUGGGUGUUUAUUGUUGGUCCAGUAUUGGGCGUGGGCCAGAUUCCCCUUUUUGUGCCCGGCAGUGGAGCGUGGCCCACCAGUGGGUGCUUAUGGUCCUCCAGUGCGUGGUCCACUGUCCCUUAAGUGGGUGUGGGUUCCAAACAAGAAAAAUAGGCCCGCCCAGGUCUUCAGGGACAGGUAUCGGGAGCAAAUAGCUUUAAUGUUGCCAAACCAGGUGGUGUGGCAGCCGUAUGAAGAUGAAUACGAGAACCUUCCGCCGUGGUGCGUUGCAGGGAGGGCAGUGUGGACGGCAAUCGUGCCGCUUGUAUGUUUCCAUCUAGUAGAGAAACAUACACCGGAUCGUGUCGUUCGGCAAUUUGGGAUGAUCCAAGAAAUUCCCCGCAAUGUUAACACGGACCCGGUGCUUCAUGCAAUUGAUUUGAGGGGGAAGAUGGGUGUUGAUUGGAUGCGGAGACAUGCUAUGCAUCUCACGGACUGGGGUCAUCGCCUUCAACGGCGUUGUGAAGCAGUGCUUGGUGAUAUGCCUCUACAGCACGAGUACUUCGAUUGGUUCACAAGGAUAACUCGAAGGUUUAUCGAUAUCCCUGGUGCUAGAUUCAUUCUAAUGAUUGAAGGAUAUGUCCGUAUGAUGCGCCGUCACCUAGUGGGCACGGAGGAGCACAAUGACAUUAUUAAUGUGCUGGAGGCAGUGCAUGAGAUUGGCCGUGUACGACCUCGGGAACCUGAGGCCCCGAACGAGGAGGCAGCUACUCCUGCGGUUGUCCCUACCCUCGAUCCCUCUCCAUCCACCGCACAUCCAUCCCUUAGCCCCACCAUCCCUUCACCCACCCCACAUCCAUCCGUUAGCCCCACCAUCCCUUCACCCACCUCACAUCCAUCCCCUACCCCUACCAUCCCUUUAGCCACUCCACAUGAGUCCCCUAGUCCCACCAUCCCUCCACCCACCCCACAUGAGUCCCCUAGUCCCACCAUCCCUCCACCCACUCCACAUGCCUGUCCUGGGUCUGACAUUCGUCCACCCACCCCACGGUCAUUUCCUGAGCUAUCACCUAUUCCAUCAUUUGACCUGGGUCUUGAUCAAACCCCUCCUGACUUGCAACAGGACCCACAUUCCCACAGUACAUCCACUGGCCCACCCCAUGUUCAGCCUGAGCAGCCUGUUGGGUUAGCUGCAGCGGCAGAAGGUCGGCCAAAACGCAUAUCUAAGGCACCUCCUUGUGGGACAGGGGGGCACAAACAUGGACACAACGCUGGGCCGGAGGCAUCUGAUGAAGGACAUGCAAGACCUCCUCCUUAUUAUACGAGAAAGCGUAAGGUUCAAAAAAGCCAUUUACCUCUGAAGAAUAAAGUGGCUGAGCAAAUCUCACUUGAUCCAUUGACAAAUAUGACAGGCGAUGUCUGGCAUGUAUUCCUGAAAGGAGACUUCAAACACAUGCUUUAUGGCUACAAAUUUGAUGGAAAAUUCUCCCCAGACAAAGGGCUUUACUAUGAUUCUUCUCGGAUUCUAUUGGAUCCUUAUGCAAAAGCAGUUAUAAGCAGAGGUGAGUUUGGUGCUUUAGGAGCUGAUGGUAAUUGCUGGCCCCAAAUGGCCUGCAUGGAACCUUCUUUUGAUGAUGAGGUAGCAAAUACUACAUUUACUUCAAUAACUGUGGGCUAUCCCAGUGCACCUACCAAUAAUUUUAGCUUCAAUCCAGAUGGGUCUGCUGUGAACCCUGGAGCUUUCCAGCAGCAUAUUCGAAGUGAUUCUAAUCUUAUGGCUCAGUUGUUUCAGGUAAAACUGUGGUCUUCUUCUUCAAAGUUAUUCUUUGCAUUUCAAAUUGGGGUUUGA
Quercus lobata is the source of this 3202-nucleotide messenger RNA. RefSeq names its product serine/threonine-protein phosphatase 7 long form homolog. The record is from RefSeq and is a predicted model, not a curated record. The transcript has 11 exons. NCBI's taxonomy places the organism in Eukaryota, Viridiplantae, Streptophyta, Magnoliopsida, Fagales, Fagaceae. Bases 623 to 3202 code for a protein of 859 amino acids. Gene Ontology annotation, biological process: carbohydrate metabolic process; meristem development; meristem maintenance. Gene Ontology annotation, molecular function: hydrolase activity, hydrolyzing O-glycosyl compounds.